Messenger RNA from Penicillium subrubescens, 2127 nucleotides. Its product is annotated as transmembrane 9 family protein. Gene Ontology annotation, cellular component: membrane; Golgi apparatus. NCBI's taxonomy places the organism in Eukaryota, Fungi, Ascomycota, Eurotiomycetes, Eurotiales, Aspergillaceae. The transcript is spliced from 4 exons. Gene Ontology annotation, biological process: vacuolar transport; protein localization to membrane. The record is from RefSeq and is a predicted model, not a curated record. Bases 1 to 2127 code for a protein of 708 amino acids.
AUGCAUUCAAUUGCUCCCAGGCCGUUUCGGGUCCACAACUGGGCACUGUGCUUGCUCCUCUUCGUGUCCAGUGCUUGGGCGUUUUACAUCCCUGGUUACUCGGUCACCCGGUACAACGACGACCAACCGAUCCCUUUGCUCGUGAACAAGAUCUUCUCCGACCACACCCAGCUUCAGUAUGCCUACUUUGACCUCCCAUUCGUCUGUCCCCCGAGCGGCCGGACCCAUGGCGGAUCCCCAUUCGGCUCUGGCCAGAGCAUCUCGCUCAACCUGGGCGAGGUUCUGCGGGGAGACCGCAUCAUGACCUCUGAUUUUGAGGUCGUCAUGGGCAAAGACGUCGAAUGCCAGUCUCUAUGUACCGCGAAAGCGAGCCGUUCAGAGGUCAAAUGGGCGCGCCAAUUGGUCAAGGACAACUAUGUGAUUGAGUGGAUCCUCGACAACCUUCCCGGAGCUACGAGCUUUGUGACCGUCGACCGCAGUCGCAAAUACUAUGCGUCCGGAUUCAAGUUGGGCUACCGCGACAUUUCCCCGGCUACCGGCCAGUCGCGCUAUUUCGUCAACAACCAUUUCACUAUUGUUAUCCGCUGGCGUAGCGCACCCGAGGGAGGCAAGGUUAUCGUCGGAUUUGAGGUCUAUCCCAAGAGUAUCACCGCAAAUGACCGCAAGGAGGACGGUUGCCCCAAGGCCGUACACAAGAACCAAGAAGGUCUUGGCCUGUACAUUGCACCCAACAUGUCGCGUCUGCGGGAGAAGUAUGGCGGACUGUCAUAUAUCCCAGAAGAUGAUGAAGAUGACGAUGGUGCCACGCUGGAUAUUCCCUACACGUACUCCGUUUAUUUCCGGGAGGAGAACAAGGUCGAGUGGGCCAACCGCUGGGAUCUGUACUUCACCAACCAGGGAGAGGGUUCGAUGACCCACUGGCUGGCGAUUAUCAAUUCCCUGACUAUUUCCACAGUGUUGGGAGUGACUGUCUUUGUCAUCUGGAGUCGCACUGUCCAGGGCGAUAUCAAGGGCCGCGGCGACGGAGCUAUGGAGGACCGCAAGCUGAAGGUGCAAUCUCGACGCAAGCGCUCUGGCGAGAAGAAGGGCGAGGGGCUGUUGAAUACUGAUGUCGAGCAUGAUGCGGAUAUGUCAUCGGAUGAUGAAGCUUUCGAAGAUACUAGCGGAUGGAAGCUUCUCCACGGCGAUGUUUUCCGAGUUCCAGCCUACAGCGGCCUCCUGGCUCCCCUUGUGGGAUCCGGUAUGCAAUUGCUGUUCAUGGCAACAGGCCUGCUGGUGCUUUCUUGUCUGGGUGUUCUCAACCCCAGCUUCCGUGGCGGCUUCGUUAGCGUCGGAAUGGGUCUGUUUGUCUUUGCCGGCGUCUUCUCUGGCUACUUCUCCGGACGACUGUACAAGACCUUUGGUGGAACCGGCUGGCGGAAGAACACUCUGAUCACAGCUCUUCUAUUCCCUGGUCUGACCUUCUGCCUUGUCCUCAUCCUGAACCUGUUCGUUUGGGCUCAAGCAUCCAGCACGGCAAUCCCAUUCGGCACCCUCAUUGGCCUUCUUGCACUUUGGCUGCUCAUCCAAGUUCCCCUCGUGUACAUUGGUAGCUGGGUUGGCUAUGUGCGGGCGAAGCCAUGGGAGCAUCCAUUGAAGACCAACGCCAUGCCUCGUCAAAUUCCACCUCAGCCCUGGUACCUGCGUAGUCCUGCGGGUCCCUUACUGACUGGUCUGAUCCCCUUUGCUGUCCUCUUCAUCGAGCUGCUCUUUGUGUUCAAAAACCUAUGGCAGGAUAAGAGUGGCUACUACUAUGUGUUUGGCUUCCUCAGUGUCGUCUCUGUCGUGCUUCUUGUGACGGUCGUCGAAGUGACCGUAAUUGCCACUUACAGCCAGCUUUGCUCCGAGAACUAUCACUGGUGGUGGCAGAGCUUCUUGACCGGUGGAAGCAGUGCCUUCUGGAUCUUCGCCUACUGCAUCUGGUAUUACAUGUUUAAGCUGCACAUCACCGGCUUCGUGUCCACCUUGUUGUUCUUCAGUUACAGCUUCCUCGCCUGCGCUGUGUAUGGUCUGUUGACUGGCACCGUCGGUUUCUUGGCUGCCUAUACCUUUGUCCGACGUGUCUACAGUGCUAUCAAGGUGGACUAA